UGAAAAGAAGCACCACUGAAGAGCGGAUGAGAGAAGAGUACAAGAGCAGUUCUGCAUGAGUCUGCAGUAACUGUGGUCACAGAGUUAUUGCAUCGUUUGCCCUCUCAUACUUUUUUUUAGUGUAAAGUUGUGUUGUGUUUGGCAUCUCCUGGUAAAUCUGCACGAGUGAAGAGCGCUGAAGGAUUGCAAUAAACUGAACUGUUGCAUCUGUGUCCCUUGAAGGCAGAAGACAGAUUAUUUUUGUUCAACUAUGGCGAGCCAGGAUUUACUUGGGAAAAAGCGAGAGUGUCUCCAGGCCUACAGCUGGUGGAGAACACCGCAGAAGAAACGGAAGAAAAAGAACAAAAUAAAACCAGGAAGAAUAGAGUUCGUUAGUGCUACUACUACCACCAGUAGUACAGUCAGACCGGAUUAUUCAAUAUUUGUUGGGGAGCUUACUCCAGAAGUGGAUGAUUUCCAGCUCUAUGACUAUUUCCUAAAGAGGUAUCCCUCAUGUCUUGACUGCAAAAUAGCAACAGACCUGCUGGGAUAUUCCAGAGGGUAUGCCUAUGUCAGAUUUGGUGAGCAAGGUGAUCAGAUGAGGGCACUGCAAGACUGCCAGAAUGCACCAGGUCUGGGGGGAAAACGAAUCCGGCUGAGCAUAGGAAUUUCUAAAAGACUGAAAGCAGAAUUCCAGCGGUACCAGUCAUACAACUAUAAUGAUUAUUACCAGGAUUAUCAGAACUACUACUCACAGUGGAAUUAUGAUGCAUAUGCUGAGUAUAACUACAACUCCUAUGCUGCCUAUGAUAGCAUGCAAGCUAUUGGAGACUGCUCUUUAGGAGAUGCUGUUAUGGCUCCAGCUGUUUUUGAGGAAUCUUCGGCUAUGGCUGAAAUCAGUGAUGACCUACUUACUGAAGAUCCACAGUUGUAUUUGGAUGUUGAUGAAAUGAACAGACAAUUUAUGGAGACAAGUGAAGAACUCUAUGAUUCGCUUAUGAAUUGUCACUGGCAACCUCUGGAUACGGUCACUUCUGAAAUCCCCUCUGCUAUUUAAGUGUCUUAUAUAGCAUGGCCGUUAUGACCAAGGGAUGCUCUGGACCAACCGCUUCUUUCUAGCGCUACCUCAAAGUAACGUGCAGAUAUAACUCACAGGGAAGAUUGAUCAAAUGGUGAUGAUCAUUAUCAUUCUGCUGGAUGCAUAUAUCUUUGCCUUUUUGGCUCACUUUUAGCAACAAUUAACUUAAGUGACACAUGUUAAUGGACACUGACUACAUUUGCAAAUAUUUCUGAGUCAUGAGUGUCAUUAAAGGCCUGUCACUGUUUAGAAAUUGUUCUAAAUAAGAAAAAUGGAAGCAAAAUAAAUAAAGCAGCAUUUGAAUUUAUGGAGAAAA
Meleagris gallopavo (turkey) is the source of this 1373-nucleotide messenger RNA. Lineage: Eukaryota; Metazoa; Chordata; Aves; Galliformes; Phasianidae. The record is from RefSeq and is a predicted model, not a curated record.